AGGAACAAACCUAGGAAAACGUUUACUCCUAUAUCAUAGCCAAUACUUGCGCUCAUUGUCACUGCAUUCUGUAAUUGGCCGCGCCCGAGGCUCUUCCCACUCGGAUAAGCAUAUAACUAUAUACCUUGCUGGCAGGAACUAGUACCGGCAGUCUCCAACAUGACUGAGCAACUCCCCCCGUAUACUACGCUUCCACAGCCAGAGCCCGAACCACCGCAGUAUACUCUUCCAGAGACAUUCAACAUCGGACGAUGCAACACGCAGCACCUCGUCCGCCCAGAUCAGCUCAAGGCCCAUCUUCAGCUUCUGGCAGCGUUCAGCCACCUUAAGCAGGGGUUCGAGAGGUGGUGUUUGACAAUCAAGCAAUCUGAUACAGUAGAGCAACGACUGCCUCCCAUUGAUGUCACCAUGGUGUGGCACUCCUAUCUCCUGAAUCCGAGGCAAGCAUACACCGCGCGGAUCUCCAAGCUCAAACCUCUCGCUCAUUUCACUGAUUACUUUCCUAACCUCCUCGUGCGCCACAACACUUUGAACGAUGUCCCGAGCUCGCUGAACGAACUUCUCGGGCUAUACAAGUUUGCGAAAAACAUAGUUGAACCAACAGCGCCUGAUACAUAUCUGGCUGCAACUCUACAUACACCACGUAACAUCUACGACACUGGGCGCGGAGACACGAUCAAGAAGCGCGUCCUCAGCUCGUAUAUCAUUUUCCAGAAUAACGAGGCAAGUGAUCCCGUGCGCCAGAUCUUGAUAAACGUCCAGUAUGACGCUGCGCGCAUGCGUACCGUACUGAACAAGCAUUUGAAGCCAAGAUUGUUGAAUAAGAUCAUGGGUGCCUACACGGACGACAGGGUGUUUUCACUCGAUUUGGUCGGUGCUGUCCUCCGACAAGCAUCGUUUGUGAAGAAGAUGGUCAACCUUGGGUGGACCGAGCCAGGAUAUUUUGCUAGCGAGGUAGAUACAGUGGCGCUGCAGCAUUGCAUAGCUCGGUAUCACGCCUUUUUGAACAUCAUGGCAGAGUCUCCUGCCUCGUUCUUCGUGCCCACGCUCGACAUCGAUCUCGGGUGGCAUACCCAUCAACUCAUGGCGAGUCAGUAUCAAAAUGACUGCCUCUCGCUCGUGGGACGAUAUGUUAAUCAUGAUGACAAAGUGGAAGAAGGUCAACUUGCGACCUCCUUCGACAUUACCUGUCGUGCUUGGAACGACCGUUAUCGCGUACCCUACUGCACUGCGGGUGUCCACUGCCAGGAGACACAAUCGGCCAAAGCUCCGACGCCUCGUCUCCUCUCAACCACCAGCAACGUGCUUUUACUCCCUCCCAAAUCUGACGCACGUGCUGCUACGCACCCAAGUGAUCACAACGCCGUGUUUGCCCUGCACAAUAUGUCCGCAAGCCUGCGUCAACGGAAGAACCGUGCACGCAAGGCAGAGAUCCGGAGACUGCGUGCAGAGCGGAACGGGAGGGCUGUGAAGAGGGAUGGGGAUGUUGAUCAUGGGAUUGCAUUUUUGUAUCCUGUGCCGAUGUUCUAUUACUACGUGGUGAUGCGUUGCUGCUGCUGGAGCGGUGGUGAAUGGAGGUUUGGGGUGUGCAGCGGCGGAGGUGGGGGGGGUGGUUGUGGAGGCGGAGGCGGUUGUGGAGGUGGAGGCGGUUGUGGGGCGGGGGCGGAGGCGGCUGUGGCGGCGGGAGGUCGAUCAACAACGUUGUCGUAG
Messenger RNA from Suillus subalutaceus, 1710 nucleotides. RefSeq lists its product as uncharacterized. Lineage: Eukaryota; Fungi; Basidiomycota; Agaricomycetes; Boletales; Suillaceae. Bases 160 to 1710 code for a protein of 516 amino acids. The transcript is spliced from 12 exons. The record is from RefSeq and is a predicted model, not a curated record.